ACUCGCACCUUCAGCUUCGGGAAAUAUGCUCUGGGUUGGAAUUUAAUCACUGAGCUCUUUAAUCUUUUUCGUCGCGAUUUAAAAAUGCAGUCUUUACAUUGGAGGAGCAGACGUGGGGAGUGUGUGUGUCUGUAUACCCGCAACAGCGAACUACUUGGGGGAAGGGAGGGCGGGCGUUCAACCAGUGAGUCCUUCUUGGCGGGGCGGUAGAGUGAGCCUCGCUGGCUGGUGCCCGCCAGUUCUCAGCCUAGUCCCUUGGCUAAGCGAGGUUGGAAAGUACUGGAAAUUCUACUGCGUGGUCUCUAACUUUGGAAAUUGACUCCCCUUUCAGUGUGAACGUUUAGGCGAUUUGUUAUCCCGGGUCCCUGUGGAUGACGGUAUUACAGCUCAGUUGGGUGCGGAACCCUUCGCCAGAACCGCGCCAAUCCCCCGCCCGGUCUCUAACUCCCUUUCACCCCCCAACCUUGGCGAGAAGGUUUGUAGAGAUGUAGUUAUCUUUAAGCCACCAACGCAGAGAAACCGGCGCAGGGAGGCAGCUAGGGUUUUGCCGGAAUCUGCAUGCACACUGGUGUAUGACUAGCAGUGGAGAUCGCCCUGCCGCUUUGUAGAAGGCGGCGGGAGGGCACGCUCGGGAUUCCGAGCGCCUGUGGGGAUGGGGGUGGGGGAGAAGGUGCCCACGUGCUGAGCUAGGAGGCCGCGCGCGUACCCAAGGAGAUCUACCAAAUGGCAUCGCGGCAAUUAUAUAAGCUGCCUCGGUGAUUACCCAGGACGGUGAUGCAAGCACUCGGUUCUUGAAAGACAAGCCUGAAAGUUUGCCUGCUUGGGGAGUAUGGGAAAACUGAGAAUCAGAGAGGGCCAGUGAUCCCUCGGCUACUUGGUCAGUAGAAAGGAUCCCUCCCCAUCCUCUGGGAUCCAAUGGCCUUGGAGAGAGGGCUGCAGGGCCCACGGACACUGCCGACUCUUCAGAAUGUGCUGACAUGGAGCCAGAUCACUCUGCCCUGAGCGCGGCGAGGACCCUGUUCGUGGAUGUGGAGGAGCGCGGGCUGGAGGCCAUGGACGUGAAGGAGAGAAAGCCUUACCGCUCACUGACCCGGCGCCGCGACGCCGAGCGCCGCUACACCAGCUCGUCGGCGGACAGCGAGGAGGGCAAGGCCCCGCAGAAGUCCUACAGCUCCAGCGAGACCCUGAAGGCCUAUGACCAGGACGCCCGCCUGGCCUACGGCAGCCGCGUCAAGGACAUGGUGCCACAGGAGGCGGAGGAGUUCUGCCACGCAGGAGCCAACUUCACCCUGCGUGAGCUGGGGCUGGGAGAAGUGACACCCCCUCAUGGGACCCUAUACCGGACUGACAUCGGCCUGCCCCACUGCGGCUACUCCAUGGGGGCCAGUUCCGAUGCUGACAUGGAGGCCGAUACCGUGCUGUCCCCUGAGCACCCCGUGCGGCUGUGGGGCCGGAGCUCAAGGUCAGGGCGCAGCUCCUGCCUGUCCAGCCGGGCCAACUCCAACCUCACGCUCACUGACACUGAGCACGAGAACACUGAGACCGGUGCUCCCUUGCAUGGUUCAUCCACUUCAUCAACCCCCAUUGAGCAGUCCCCCUCCCCGCCCCCCUCCCCUCCGGCCAAUGAGAGCCAGAGGCGGUUGCUAGGCAACGGUGCGGCCCAGCCAGCCCCGGACUCAGACUCUGAGGAAGAGUUUGUCCCUAAUUCAUUCUUAGUUAAAAGUGGCUCCGCCAGCCUGGGGGUCGCGGCAAACGAUCACCCUGGAGGCCCGCAGAACCACCCGCGGCUAAGGACGCCCCCGCCACCGCUCUCUCACGCCCACACCCCCAGCCAGCACCACGCCGCCUCCAUCAGCUCCCUCAACCGGGGCAACUUCACUCCUAGGAGCAACCCCAGUCCGGCGCCCACCGACCACUCGCUCUCCGGAGAGCCGGCCACCGGAGGCGCCCCGGAGCCCGCCCACGCCCAGGACAACUGGCUGCUCAACAGCAACAUCCCGCUCGAGACCAGAAACCUAGGCAAGCAGCCAUUCCUAGGGACAUUGCAGGACAACCUCAUUGAGAUGGACAUUCUCGGCGCCUCCCGCCAUGAUGGGGCUUACAGUGACGGGCACUUCCUCUUCAAGCCUGGAGGCACCUCCCCACUCUUCUGCACCACGUCACCAGGGUACCCGCUGACGUCCAGCACAGUAUACUCCCCUCCACCCCGGCCCCUGCCCCGCAGCACCUUUGCCCGGCCAGCCUUCAACCUCAAGAAGCCCUCCAAGUACUGUAACUGGAAGUGCGCAGCCCUGAGCGCCAUCAUCAUCUCCGCCACGCUUGUCAUCCUGCUGGCAUACUUUGUGGCCAUGCACCUGUUUGGCCUAAACUGGCACCUGCAGCCGAUGGAGGGACAGAUGUAUGAGAUCACGGAGGACACAGCCAGCAGUUGGCCUGUGCCGACGGACGUCUCUCUGUACCCCUCAGGGGGCACUGGCUUAGAGACCCCUGACAGGAAAGGCAAAGGAGCCACCGAAGGAAAGCCAAGUAGUUUCUUUCCAGAGGACAGUUUUAUAGACUCUGGAGAAAUAGAUGUGGGGCGACGAACUUCACAGAAGAUCCCUCCUGGCACUUUCUGGAGAUCCCAGGUGUUCAUCGACCAUCCUGUGCAUCUGAAAUUCAACGUGUCGCUGGGAAAGGCAGCUUUGGUUGGCAUUUAUGGCAGAAAAGGCCUCCCUCCUUCACAUACUCAGUUUGAUUUUGUGGAGCUUCUGGAUGGAAGGAGGCUCCUGGCCCAGGAGGCACGGAGCCUGGAGGGACCCCAGCGCCAAUCUCGGGGAGUGGCACCCCCGUCCAGCCACGAGACUGGCUUCAUCCAGUAUUUGGAUUCAGGAAUCUGGCACCUGGCUUUUUACAAUGAUGGGAAGGAGUCUGAAGUGGUUUCCUUUCUCACUACUGCCAUCGAAUCGGUGGAUAACUGCCCCAGCAACUGCUACGGCAACGGUGACUGCAUCUCUGGGACCUGCCACUGCUUCCUGGGUUUCCUGGGCCCUGACUGUGGCAGAGCCUCCUGCCCUGUGCUCUGUAGCGGGAAUGGCCAGUACAUGAAGGGCAGGUGCCUGUGUCACAGCGGCUGGAAGGGCACCGAGUGUGAUGUGCCUACCAACCAGUGCAUCGACGUGACCUGUAGCAACCACGGCACCUGCAUCAUGGGCACCUGCAUCUGCAACCCCGGCUACAAGGGCGAGAGCUGCGAGGAAGUGGACUGCAUGGACCCCACUUGUUCAGGCCGCGGUGUCUGUGUGAGAGGCGAGUGCCACUGCUCUGUGGGAUGGGGAGGCACCAACUGCGAGACCCCCAGGGCCACAUGCUUAGACCAAUGUUCAGGCCAUGGAACCUUCCUCCCGGACACUGGGCUUUGCAGCUGCGACCCAAGCUGGACUGGACAUGACUGUUCUAUAGAGAUCUGUGCCGCUGACUGCGGAGGCCACGGAGUCUGCGCAGGAGGCACCUGCCGCUGCGAGGAUGGCUGGAUGGGGGCGGCCUGCGACCAGCGGGCCUGCCACCCGCGCUGUGCCGAGCACGGGACCUGCCGCGACGGCAAGUGCGAGUGCAGCCCGGGCUGGAACGGCGAGCACUGCACCAUCGCUCACUAUCUGGAUAGGGUAGUUAAAGAGGGUUGCCCUGGGUUGUGCAAUGGUAACGGCAGAUGCACCUUGGACCUGAAUGGGUGGCACUGUGUCUGCCAGCUGGGCUGGAGAGGAGCAGGUUGUGACACUUCUAUGGAAACUGCCUGUGGUGACAGCAAAGACAACGAUGGAGAUGGCUUGGUGGACUGCAUGGACCCUGACUGCUGCCUCCAGCCCCUCUGUCAUGUCAACCCACUGUGCCUGGGCUCCCCCGACCCACUGGACAUCAUCCAGGAGACACAGGUGCCUGUGUCCCAACAGAACCUACACUCCUUCUAUGACCGAAUCAAGUUCCUCGUGGGCAGGGACAGCACGCACAUCAUCCCUGGGGAGAACCCCUUUGAUGGAGGGCAUGCAUGUGUUAUUCGUGGUCAAGUGAUGACAUCAGAUGGGACCCCGCUUGUUGGUGUGAACAUCAGUUUCAUCAAUAACCCUCUCUUUGGAUAUACAAUCAGCAGGCAAGAUGGCAGCUUUGAUUUGGUCACAAAUGGCGGCAUCUCCAUCAUCCUGCGGUUCGAGCGGGCCCCUUUCAUCACACAGGAGCACACUCUCUGGCUGCCCUGGGGUCGCUUCUUUGUCAUGGAAACCAUCAUCAUGCGACAUGAGGAGAACGAGAUCCCCAGCUGUGACCUGAGCACCUUUGCCCGCCCCAACCCUGUGGUCUCUCCAUCCCCCCUGACGUCCUUCGCCAGCUCCUGUGCAGAGAAAGGCCCCAUCGUACCAGAAAUUCAGGCUUUGCAAGAGGAGAUCCCUAUCUCUGGCUGCAAGAUGAAGCUGAGCUACCUGAGCAGCAGGACCCCUGGCUACAAGUCUGUCUUGAGGAUCAGCCUCACCCACCCCACCAUCCCCUUCAACCUCAUGAAGGUGCACCUCAUGGUAGCGGUGGAGGGCCGCCUCUUCAGGAAGUGGUUUGCUGCGGCCCCAGACCUGUCCUAUUACUUUAUUUGGGACAAGACAGACGUCUACAACCAGAAGGUGUUUGGGCUUUCAGAAGCCUUCGUUUCCGUGGGUUAUGAGUAUGAAUCCUGCCCAGACCUGAUCCUAUGGGAAAAAAGAACAGCAGUGCUGCAGGGCUACGAAAUCGAUGCAUCCAAGCUCGGAGGAUGGAGCCUAGACAAACAUCAUGCCCUCAACAUUCAAAGUGGCAUCCUGCACAAAGGGAACGGGGAGAACCAGUUUGUGUCACAGCAGCCCCCCAUCAUCGGGAGCGUCAUGGGCAAUGGGCGCCGAAGAAGCAUCUCUUGCCCCAGCUGCAAUGGCCUUGCUGAUGGCAACAAGCUCCUGGCUCCCGUGGCCCUCACCUGCGGCUCCGAUGGGAGCCUCUAUGUGGGUGAUUUCAACUACAUCCGAAGGAUCUUCCCCUCCGGGAAUGUCACCAACAUCCUGGAAUUGAGAAAUAAAGAUUUCAAACAUAGUCACAGUCCAGCACAUAAGUACUACCUGACCACAGACCCCAUGAGUGGGGCUGUCUUCCUUUCCGACACCAACAGCCGGAGGGUCUUCAAGAUCAAGUCCACUGUGGUGGUGAAGGAUCUUGUCAAGAACUCCGAGGUGGUUGCAGGGACAGGUGACCAGUGCCUCCCCUUUGAUGACACUCGCUGCGGGGAUGGUGGGAAGGCCACAGAAGCCACCCUCACCAACCCCAGGGGCAUUACAGUGGACAAGUUUGGGCUGAUUUACUUCGUGGAUGGCACCAUGAUCAGACGCAUUGACCAGAAUGGGAUCAUCUCCACCCUGCUGGGCUCCAAUGACCUGACAUCGGCCCGGCCCCUCAGCUGUGACUCUGUCAUGGAUAUUUCUCAGGUUCGCCUGGAGUGGCCCACAGACUUAGCCAUCAACCCAAUGGACAACUCACUUUACGUCCUUGACAACAAUGUGGUCCUACAAAUCUCUGAAAACCACCAAGUACGCAUUGUCGCUGGGAGGCCCAUCCACUGCCAGGUCCCCGGCAUUGACCACUUCUUGCUGAGCAAAGUGGCCAUCCAUGCAACCCUGGAGUCAGCCACUGCUUUGGCUGUUUCACAUAAUGGGGUCCUAUAUAUUGCUGAGACGGAUGAGAAAAAGAUCAACCGCAUCAGGCAAGUCACCACAAGCGGAGAGAUCUCACUCGUUGCUGGGGCCCCCAGUGGCUGUGAUUGUAAAAAUGAUGUCAACUGUGACUGUUUCUCUGGAGAUGAUGGUUACGCCAAGGAUGCAAAGCUGAAUACCCCUUCUUCCUUAGCUGUGUGUGCGGAUGGGGAGCUCUAUGUGGCUGACCUUGGGAAUAUCCGAAUUCGGUUUAUCCGGAAGAAUAAGCCUUUCCUCAACACCCAGAACAUGUAUGAGCUGUCCUCACCAAUCGACCAGGAGCUCUACCUGUUUGAUACCAGUGGCAAACACCUAUACACUCAAAGUCUUCCCACAGGCGACUACCUUUACAACUUCACCUACACGGGGGAUGGUGACAUCACACUUAUCACAGACAACAACGGCAACAUGGUUAACAUACGCCGAGACUCCACCGGGAUGCCCCUCUGGCUAGUGGUCCCAGAUGGCCAGGUAUACUGGGUGACCAUGGGCACAAACAGUGCACUCAAAAGUGUGACCACACAAGGACACGAGUUGGCCAUGAUGACGUACCAUGGCAACUCUGGCCUUCUGGCAACCAAAAGCAAUGAAAAUGGAUGGACAACAUUUUAUGAGUAUGACAGCUUUGGCCGCCUGACAAAUGUGACCUUCCCUACUGGCCAGGUGAGCAGUUUCCGAAGUGACACAGACAGUUCAGUGCAUGUCCAGGUAGAGACCUCCAGCAAGGAUGAUGUCACCAUAACGACUAACCUAUCUGCCUCGGGUGCCUUCUACACACUGCUGCAAGAUCAAGUCCGGAACAGCUACUACAUUGGAGCGGAUGGCUCCCUGCGGCUCCUGCUGGCCAAUGGCAUGGAGGUGGCACUGCAGACCGAGCCCCACCUGCUGGCUGGGACUGUCAACCCCACCGUGGGCAAGAGGAACGUCACCCUGCCUAUUGACAACGGCCUCAACCUGGUGGAAUGGCGGCAGCGCAAGGAGCAGGCUCGGGGCCAGGUCACCGUCUUUGGGCGCCGGCUGCGGGUUCACAACCGAAACCUUCUGUCCCUGGACUUUGACCGUGUGACUCGCACAGAGAAGAUCUAUGAUGACCACCGCAAGUUCACCCUUCGGAUCCUGUAUGACCAGGCAGGGCGGCCCAGCCUGUGGUCACCCAGCAGCAGGCUGAAUGGUGUCAAUGUGACGUACUCCCCUGGGGGCCACAUUGCUGGCAUCCAGAGGGGCAUCAUGUCUGAGAGAAUGGAAUACGACCAGUCAGGGCGCAUCACAUCUAGGAUCUUUGCUGAUGGGAAGACAUGGAGCUACACGUACUUAGAGAAGUCCAUGGUGCUGCUGCUACACAGCCAGAGGCAGUAUAUCUUUGAGUUCGACAAGAAUGACCGCCUCUCUUCUGUGACCAUGCCCAAUGUGGCCCGGCAGACGCUGGAGACCAUGCGCUCAGUGGGCUACUACAGGAAUAUCUACCAGCCCCCCGAGGGCAAUGCCUCAGUCAUCCAGGACUUCACAGAGGAUGGGCACCUGCUCCACACCUUCUACCUGGGCACCGGCCGCAGGGUGAUAUACAAGUAUGGCAAGCUGUCAAAGCUGGCUGAGACACUGUACGACACCACCAAGGUGAGUUUCACCUAUGAUGAGACAGCGGGCAUGCUGAAGACUGUCAAUCUGCAGAAUGAGGGCUUCACCUGCACCAUCCGCUACCGUCAAAUCGGGCCCCUGAUCGACCGGCAGAUCUUUCGCUUCACUGAGGAAGGCAUGGUCAAUGCCCGUUUCGACUACAACUACGACAACAGCUUCCGGGUGACCAGCAUGCAGGCCGUGAUCAACGAGACCCCGCUGCCCAUUGAUCUAUAUCGCUAUGAUGACGUGUCAGGGAAGACAGAGCAGUUCGGGAAGUUUGGCGUCAUCUACUAUGACAUUAACCAGAUCAUUACCACGGCAGUCAUGACCCACACCAAGCACUUCGACGCAUACGGCAGGAUGAAGGAAGUGCAGUAUGAGAUUUUCCGCUCACUUAUGUACUGGAUGACCGUCCAGUAUGAUAACAUGGGGCGCGUAGUGAAGAAGGAGCUGAAGGUGGGACCCUAUGCCAACACUACCCGUUACUCUUACGAGUAUGAUGCUGAUGGCCAGCUGCAGACAGUCUCCAUCAAUGACAAGCCACUUUGGCGCUAUAGCUAUGACCUCAACGGGAACCUGCACUUACUGAGCCCUGGGAACAGUGCACGGCUCACGCCACUCCGGUAUGACCUCCGUGACCGCAUCACUAGGCUGGGUGAUGUGCAGUACAGGAUGGAUGAGGAUGGCUUCCUGAGACAGCGCGGUGGUGACGUGUUCGAGUACAACUCAGCUGGCCUGCUCAUCAAGGCCUACAACCGGGCUGGUGGCUGGAGUGUCAGGUACCGCUAUGAUGGCCUGGGGCGGCGGGUGUCCAGCAAGAGCAGCCACAGCCACCACCUGCAGUUCUUCUAUGCAGACCUGACCAACCCCACCAAGGUCACACACCUCUAUAACCACUCCAGCUCUGAGAUCACGUCCCUCUACUAUGACCUGCAAGGACAUCUCUUUGCCAUGGAGCUGAGCAGCGGCGAUGAGUUUUACAUAGCUUGUGACAACAUCGGGACCCCUCUUGCUGUCUUCAGUGGAACAGGCUUGAUGAUCAAGCAGAUCCUGUACACAGCCUAUGGGGAGAUCUACAUGGACACCAACCCCAACUUCCAGAUCAUCAUUGGCUAUCAUGGCGGCCUCUAUGAUCCACUCACCAAGCUCGUCCACAUGGGCCGCCGGGAUUAUGAUGUGCUGGCUGGGCGCUGGACCAGCCCAGACCACGAGCUCUGGAAGUACCUUAGUAGCAGCAAUAUCAUGCCUUUCAAUCUCUAUAUGUUUAAAAACAACAACCCCAUCAGUAACUCUCAGGACAUCAAGUGCUUCAUGACAGAUGUCAAUAGCUGGCUGCUUACCUUUGGAUUCCAGCUGCACAAUGUGAUCCCUGGCUAUUCCAAACCAGACAUGGAUGCCAUGGAACCAUCCUACGAGCUCGUCCACACACAGAUGAAAACUCAGGAGUGGGACAACAGCAAGUCUAUCCUCGGAGUACAGUGUGAAGUACAGAAGCAGCUCAAGGCCUUCGUCACCUUAGAACGCUUUGACCAGCUCUAUGGCUCCACAAUCACCAGCUGCCAGCAGGCCCCAGAGACAAAGAAGUUUGCAUCCAGUGGCUCUGUCUUUGGCAAAGGGGUUAAGUUUGCCUUGAAGGAUGGCCGAGUGACCACAGACAUCAUAAGUGUGGCCAAUGAGGAUGGGCGGAGGGUAGCUGCCAUCUUGAACAAUGCCCAUUACCUAGAGAACCUGCACUUCACCAUCGACGGAGUGGACACCCACUACUUUGUGAAACCAGGGCCUUCAGAAGGUGACCUGGCCAUCCUGGGCCUCAGUGGGGGGAGGCGAACCCUAGAGAAUGGGGUCAAUGUCACUGUGUCCCAGAUCAACACUAUGCUCAGUGGCAGGACUAGACGCUACACAGACAUCCAGCUCCAGUAUGGGGCACUGUGCUUGAAUACCCGCUAUGGGACGACGUUGGAUGAGGAGAAAGCGCGGGUGCUGGAGCUGGCCCGGCAAAGAGCCGUAAGCCAGGCUUGGGCCCGCGAGCAGCAGAGACUGCGAGAAGGGGAGGAAGGCCUGCGGGCCUGGACAGAGGGGGAGAAGCAGCAGGUGCUGAGCACAGGGCGGGUGCAAGGCUACGAUGGCUUCUUCGUGAUCUCUGUCGAGCAGUACCCAGAACUGUCAGAUAGCGCCAACAAUAUCCACUUCAUGAGACAGAGCGAGAUGGGCCGAAGGUGACAGAGAGGGCCAAGGCCUGGACUUCUUGCCAAAGACAGCUACUCUUUUGUGGCCGCAUACCUGACUGUGUUGUACUUUAAAAACAAUCCUUUUUUAACAAGUGCAGAAAACAAAAUGAUACUGGUUGCAUUGUAAUUCAUGCAACAUCCUUUUUUUUAAGAAAAGAAAAACACAGACUUGGCCUUCACACAUUUUUUGCAAAGAACAGAAGGUAUUUUUGUUUUUCUGUAGUGUGAUCACAAUGAAAACUUUAUUGUCUUUUGUUCCUAGAGGAUUUUUCCUUGCUGUUUGGGGUAUGUCUCUCCUCUCUGAGACACAUCUCCUGGGGUGUGUCCUUGUCCGUCCCUCGGUACCCAGUGUGAGGUGAGACAUGAGUGUCUGUGCUAACUUGUCUCAUGUGCAACCCUUUCUUCUCCAAUUGGGGUCAGGCAGGAAUGAUGGGUGCAGACAGUAAGGGGCCAGUGCAACAUCCCUUCCAAGGGGGCCUGGGAGAAGGGUCUUAGGACCUGAAGCUCCUUGCUAAGCUCCCACAGCUGAGUGGUGAGUUUUUACACACUGUGUUCUAUGCCUCUGGAGGACCACAAGUGGCAUCGUCUUGCUCCGGGGAAUUUCAUGAUAUCGUUCAGCACCUUUUCCAAGCUGCCCCAAACUCUUGUCCAAGCUUUAUACUUCGAUGCUAAAUGAAAUCCCCACCCCUUUUGCAAAUCCCGUGUAGUUGUCAGUGCCAUCUCCAUACUGGGAUAGAGAAAGUGACUCCCAGGUCCUUUUCCCAGUCUGGUGACAUAAUAUCCUGGGACCAAAAGCUUCAUCCUCCCCAGGAGGAGAAAGCUCCCGGAUGUCUGUGCUUAGUUGAUCUUCCAUGAAGUUCUUUUUCAUCUCCUCCUUUCUCCCAAAGUUAGAUGCGAGAACCAGCACUGCACAGCAAGCCCUUAAUGUGGGCACCGUGUCCAGGGAUGGGUAGGUACCCCCGCAAAGAGAUGACAGUGGUGGCAAGGGCACAGCCUGCCUCCUGAGGGGAAACCCUCUCCCUAUGACUUGGGUGUCUUCCUUCCACUGCUCAGCUGCCACCACUGAGAAUUGGGAGCAUGGCAGGAGGUGCUUGGUGGCCUUUGAUUCUGGAAAGAUGCUUAAAAAAACCGUGAGCCAAAGAGCAAGGGCAUGAGCCACGCAUCCUUCUAACUGCCUCUCAUAUGUGGGCUGGUUGCAGAGCUGGGAUGCAGCAAGAUAAGCUUUCGGGAAAUCCCUGAAGUUCUUAUAGAACAGCUUCACCUCUAGGGAAGGCCAGCCAGGGUUCUUUUAAAGGUAAGGAGAAAAGAGGAAGAACCAAUUUGGUGUGACCUGCCUGGGUCAUGCAAGCCCAUCAGGCUUGGGGGCAGGUCCCAAGGCAGGUGCCCCUGGAUCUGGGAGGCCAGGCUGGCAUGGCUUCUGCGGAGACCUGUGCCUGCAUUGUCAGGAAAAGGCUCAAGCCCCCUCAGGAUCAAGGCUAGCCCCCACCUGAAGGACAGGCCAGGGGACACCAUGAGGGAAGGGAGAGGAACAGCAUGAGCGAAGGACUCCUUGUUUGAAGAUUCCAUUCCUGGUUCAUCUACCUAAUUGCCAUUGUCAUCACCACUCACAGGAGGCUCUGGGAGACAGGAGGAGAAGCCAAAUGCUUCCUUUUAAGUUGGGCUUCUUAGAAAAUGGGACUUUUAUGGGUUACAUUUACAUUAAGUGUGGAAAAUGAAUUCUGAGUCUGAGCUAUUCCCUGUGGAAACCUUGUUGGACUGAUAAGCUCAUGGCACCUUUAUAGCCUUACUCACAGAGUCUCCAGAAUAUUACACAAGUUAAUGAAACCAAGAAGGUCUCUUACUGCAUAAGAAUUGGAGCAAUGUGUGGUCUGAGUUCUGCUGGCAGAGGGAGGCAUCUGGAGCUUCUCGGGGAGCAGAGAUUUCGCCUUACGUCAUCCCACUGGGAUUAAGGAUGUGUUUUGCUAAGUGCUCUUUCCUGUUUCCAAAAAAGUCACACUGCCGUGACAGUGUGCCUCAGCCUGUCUGUCCACGGGUUGCCCAUCGCCUCUGGUCCAGGGCUCUGCCGAGUCAGAUUCAGUGCUCCUCAGCCCCACUGUGCAUGGCAUGAUCUGGGAUGGGGACUCCCAUCUGGCAGGAUUGUUCUUGGAUGGGAUGGAAAACAGUUUGGCUUGAAGAACACAGUUUUUUGGUUGUUGUUUUUUAUUUGUUUGUUUGUUCAUUUGUUUUGUUUGUUUUUGUUUUUUAUCCAAAAGAGAUUUAUGCCUCUUGAUAUACAGGGCCCUUGGGCAAAGCUCUCCUGCCCAGUUGAUCAGCCCCAUCCUGGCUGCCUGACAUCAGUCAAGAUCUGCUGCUAGGCACAUGCACUUGGAGGUCAGAGAAAGCAUGUGGUCCAGGGAAACCAUCAUGCCCACAUUUUUCUAGCCCUCUGUCCUCCUCCACUGCCACUUCCCCAAAGAAAUGUGUGGACUUUUAAGGAUCAAAAAACAUAGCAUUAUUGGGCAUUUUUUUUUUAAAGGAAUGAUCUUGUGGUUUUCUUGGGCUGCAUACCAUCAUAGAGGCCCAGCUUCUGUAGAGGGAAAAGUGGAAGAAUCCCCAAGCUUUAGAGAAAGAAUAUCAGUUGUGAGACAGGCAGCAUGAGGCACCUCAGUUUCCCUUGGGUGGUAUUGUGUUGGAGAUGGCACUUCGGCCCUUCUGUUUGGUUUCCAUUCAGGCUGGCAGUGCCUCGGUGCAUCCCCUCUCACCCUGUUCUCUUGCUGAGAUCAGCAGUUCCAAUCCCGUGAUGAGGGGAUGUUCGAAGGCAUAAGCCAGAGUUCACUGUAUCUACUUAGUGGACUAUAAGCAUCAACUCUCAUCCUGAUGGUACCUCUUGGCACUAACCAACCCAAUCUGUCCAUUUCUUAGCAUAACCAGCCCUCCCUCACUGGCCCAGGUUCAUGACUAUGCUGGGUGUUCUAGCAGAAGGUCUAUUUUACAGUAGCUCCGCCUUUCACAGCUGCCAGUUGCCCCUCAUCCUCAGUCCCUCUCCUGCUGCCUGAUUCCUCAAAUUUGUUUUUCAUAAGGGAUUUCCUUUUUCCCACCCUCCCAACAGCACUGGAGGGCAGAGCUGUGACAACAGGAAGAGCAGGAAAACACUCCAUGGUAAACUGCACCUAUGUCAGCCUCUGACACAUGUCUCUCAGAAUUGUUGGCUGAGAAUUAAACCCAGGACCACACCAGUGCCCAAAUUCCACUUAGGGAUGGAGGAUUUGAAACAUUUUCUAAGAAAGUGAGCAGAAGGUGAGGAUGGCCAGGAGAUGUGCUUUCAAAUAAGCAGGAUGGGGCGCCAGCAGGUGCAGAGGGCAGGGACGUGAGUCAAACUGGUUGAUAUGUUAUAGACAUGGAACAGGGAGUACAUAUUUUAAAAAAGAAGAAGGACCUUUUCACCUGUUACUUUUAAGUAUCACCUUUAUAGAUGGCAAGGAUUUCUGUUACGCUUUCGAUGUGAAAUCUUAGAAUGCCAUUUUACCGUUUGCAGCCUUAUAUUUGCAGUGGUCACAUGGUGAGGGCCGUGAUGCUGAGCUUUGUAUCCAGGAGGAAUGAAGCCCACAGCAGGGUCCUGGGCUUUGGGACUUGAUGACCAGAUGCUUAAAGUCCAGUCUAUUCUCCAUUUCUCAUAGCAGCCCCCAGGAGCUGGUUCUGGUCCUGUCAGGAACCUGCUUCCAGAGGGGUCCCAGUAAGAACCCAGGCUCUCCUUUCCCUUGGGAUCUUCAUUAGGACAAAAAACCCUCCAUUCAAGGCACAAAAUUCCCAGCUAGGUUUAUAUAUUUGUCUAUAUUUUAUUGGAGGGAAUUAGGAAAAGAACUCUGUAGUUCAAGGCCCUUUCAUUUAACCUUCCAAAAAUAGCAAACUCAUUUUAAAGACUCAUUGCUCAGGUGAUAGGGAGAAACUUUAUCCUCUCCAACCUUUACAUUCUAGAAACCAGCCUUGUGUACUUGACUGCCCCAGAGAGUGGUGAGCUCUUAGGUUUCAUUAUGCAUGUGGACGAUCAGAGCAGGGGAGGCCUGGGGGGGUGGGGCAGUGUUGUGUUUCUCAUCCCCUCUGGAAUGCCAAAGGCAUGAUAUUGGGUGACCUCCUGGUCCCCAAGAAAAUGUGAUUUAUUCUGAAGGCAAACUGCCAAGGGAGGACUGACCCUUGGGCAGGCUCAGCUAUUCUGGCAGAAGCUGAGUCGCAGGUGUCUGGCGGUGCCCCAGCAGCCCUGGAUUCACCCGACACCAGAAUCCCACUUUUCUAAAUCCGCCUGUUGUUCUGAGGACUUCUGAACCCACGGCUUCGGCAAAGAGACUUUGUACCAAGCUGCCUCUGGAUGACCAACACUGGAGACUCUGGCCUUACCAUGUGAAAAUAGUUUUCCUGAAGUCUGGAACUAAUUUUGAGAAGUUUUUUUCUCAACAUUUUUGUGUUUCUAACACUGUAUCUUGACUGUGUAAAUACCAACAAGGCUGUAAAUAAAUGCAGAUGUAGAUACCUUCUAGAAAAAGAAAAAAAACAUAAAAACAAAAUCAGAAGUGAUCCUGUGUAGCCUUCGUUGACAAAUAAAAGACUAUUUUGUGUUUAAA
Nycticebus coucang (slow loris) is the source of this 14175-nucleotide messenger RNA. RefSeq names its product teneurin transmembrane protein 4 (gene TENM4). Bases 978 to 9572 code for a protein of 2864 amino acids. Lineage: Eukaryota; Metazoa; Chordata; Mammalia; Primates; Lorisidae. Gene Ontology annotation, biological process: neuron development; signal transduction; heterophilic cell-cell adhesion. The transcript has 34 exons. Gene Ontology annotation, molecular function: protein heterodimerization activity; cell adhesion molecule binding; protein homodimerization activity. Gene Ontology annotation, cellular component: neuron projection; membrane. The record is from RefSeq and is a predicted model, not a curated record.